Molecule: messenger RNA, 2855 nt
Organism: Procambarus clarkii (red swamp crayfish)
Lineage: Eukaryota; Metazoa; Arthropoda; Malacostraca; Decapoda; Cambaridae
Product: proton-coupled folate transporter
Biological process (GO): transmembrane transport
Cellular component (GO): membrane
Molecular function (GO): transmembrane transporter activity
Source: RefSeq, a predicted model, not a curated record
GUUGCUUGCCACAGUUGCCAGUGCUGGUGCCUUAUCACUCUCGUCGAGCCUCACCACAUUCCACUUGCCUCACACACACACUGCACGUAGCCUUGCGUUCAUACAGUGAAACCAAGAAUGUGAGCGAAAGAAGUGGCGGAAAUAGGCACAAAUUUGUUUGCGGUCGGACACAACCCAGUUGCAAGUGACGGUGUGAAGCUGGUGGCAUCAAGGGCGCCUGGCAGCAAGUCAUCAGGAUCAACUCAAAUACCCACCAAGAUAACUCAAAAGCGGCCUCGCCCACUAAUUGCGGAAGUUGUGUGUAGCUCUUGUUAUCGCUACGCUGCGCAGUUGAUUCCCAUUCCCGUUACUGAAGGGAGUGCCACCACUGUCCUUGUGUCAUUACAGGCCCCACGAAUGAUGCUGCGCUCUGCUUGAGCGCAAGGCAGAAGAUCAAUAUAAUUUAACUUUCCUGCUGGAGCAUAUAGAUUAAAUACAUUGAUGAUCAAGAUGCCCACAUUAAUCCUCAUUCCACGAUAUUGUUGCCCUUAGUUUUAUUUUUUCUGAAAGUAGCAGUGAUGGACGGGUAUUCGCAGACGAGUACCGAUAGACUGGUAAUCAUAAACGAGAACUCACAGACGGGUACUCAUACAGGAGUACUUACAGACCGGUAGAGUAAAUCCUGGCAGAUCUAGGUAAACUCAGAUUUGAACUCGACCUCGUCUUUAAUAUUAGUCAUGAACUUCCUCUCUAUCAGGCAGAUAAUUCAUAAAAACACAAGUUUAUCCAAACUGCAGAGAUACGUUAUGCUUCUUUAAACCUGUUUGAUCUGUGGAAGUCUUCAUACUGGAGACGUUCUGAAAAACACCCUUAUAUACAAACUAAAAUGCAUGAAAUUAACGAGAACACUCCACUCGUCAAGGGCACGCAUGCGGGAGCCCCAAAGACCCAUAGAUCUCGUAUUGUCCAAGCAUUAGCCGACGUAACUGUGGAACCUGCUCUUAUGCUGCAUUCCAUCGCUUAUACAAUAGAUCAGGUAUACCUGACGAAUCUUAGAAUAGACAAAAUAUGUUUGAUUAGUUUUAAGUACAGCGCAGAAAUUUGCAGAAACCUAGACGCAGGGAAUCAUACGGUGGAACAAGACGAAGUGCAGCGUUUAGCCUCAGAUUACAAUGUGUACUACCACUGGGCCGAGUACUUGCCCGCCUUGAUUAGUUUGGCCAUAUUGGGCGCCUGGGGCGACACUAGGGGUCGCCGGCUUCCUCUUAUCCUUCCUUUCAUUGGCGGUCUACUCACGUCCCUUGCAUUUUUGGCCAAUGUUUACUGGUGGACUCUACCUGCUCCAUUUCUCAUCUUAUCCAAGGUUCCUCUUGGGAUCACAGGAGGAAUGCUCGGCCUAGACAUGAAUGUUUGUGCCUACAUGAGUGCCAUUUCCAAAAACCGAUCAAGAACUUUCAGGCUGUCAUCCACAGAGUGGCUCAAAUAUGGUUGUUAUCCAUUGGGAACAUAUUUAGCGUUGCUUCUUUAUGGCUAUGGCGGGUACCUGGCAGUCUUCUUAUUCCAAGUGCUGCUGUAUGCUGCCGCCUUGGUGUAUCUGGUGGUGCGUCUGGAGGAGCCGUCGUCCAAGAGGGAGGAAAACGGCCAAGCGGCAACUCGCAGUGUUUGCGAGGUAUUCUCACCCUCAGCGCUGAAGAGGACGUUUACUCUCAUAUGGAAGCCGAGGGGAUCAGGCGGUCGAACCUCAUUAAUUCUUCACACAGUAAUCCUUCUCUUGGCGAUAUUCAUGUUAGGCGUCAAGAACUACUACUUCCUGUACACAAGGAAGCAGUUUGACUGGGACUACGAACAGUACGCGGACUGGACUCUUCUGGAUUACCCGGUGAAGGCCAUUGGAACGUUGAUUGUGGUUCCUUUACUGAGCUACUACUGUCGAGCUGAGGACAGUAUGUUAAUCUUUAUUGGCUCCGUCUCAGCCAUGUUUUUCUACGUUCUGUUCGGUACUGCGCCCGUUCCUUGGGUACUCUACUUUGCUUCUGCAGUGUCGUUCUGUAGUUUAAUACCAGCAGUGGCUGCGCGAAGCACGAUCUCUAAGGGGGUGUUGAGCAAUGAGCUGGGCUCCAUGUUCGCCUUGCUGGGGGUGACCCAGUGCGUCCUAUUGCUGGUCGCUCCGUCGCUUUACACUCUCACGUACAACUUCACACUUGAUUUCUUCCCCGGGACGCUCUUCCUCGUAAUGGCAGGAGUUGCGGCCGUCGUGGGCUGCAUUAGCGUGUGGAUCCUGACUCAUCAUCAGCCUAGACAGCAAUAGAUAUGCAGUCAAUAAUCAUUCGUCUAAGCUUUUAAAGCUACCUGGUCACGGCAAAUGUUCCAGGAGCAUUUUUACAGGUUACUUUCGUGCAUUGUGGGUUGCUGAUGGUGACAAAAUUGAAAACAAAAUGUUGAAAAAUCGCAAUGUUUUCUUGAAACGUGUGCUUAGAAGCUCAAUUUUUACACUGUGUUGAGCGUCAAAAUUAUCACCUGUGUGAGAGGUUAUUAAGGCCCCGAACAAGAGCUUACUGGCUAAACAGUAAGUAUACCUUAGCUUAGAACACAGUCCUCGUCAAAAGUAAUAUCUCGGUGUAUAUACACCGAGUAGUAGUGUACACCUCGACGGUGUAUAUAUCCUGGUGUGGCCCUGUCCACUUAUGCUGUGAUGGACGGACUUGUUAGCCAGAUGUGUCCCAGUACACUAAUGCUGUGGUAGACGGGUUUACAAGCCAAAUGUGGCCGAGUCCACUUGUCCUGUGGUGAACGGAUUUAUUAGCCAGAUGUGGCCCUGUCCACUUGUCCUGUGGUGAACGGAUUUAUUAGCCAGAUGUAGCCCUGUCCACUUGUCC